This is a messenger RNA of Suncus etruscus (white-toothed pygmy shrew), 2008 nucleotides long. It is a transcript of the gene LUZP2, whose product is annotated as leucine zipper protein 2. Lineage: Eukaryota; Metazoa; Chordata; Mammalia; Eulipotyphla; Soricidae. The coding region runs from base 137 to 1168 and encodes 343 amino acids. The record is from RefSeq and is a predicted model, not a curated record. The transcript has 12 exons.
CUGCUGGCCAAGGAGGGCUCCGUCGCCGAGCAGGGACGCACACAACCAGGCAGCGAGGAACCACCGGACCUGGAGGAGGAGGUGGAGGAGGGAGAGCGAAGGCAGCGAGGGAAGGAGGACCCCGGCAGGCGACAGCAUGAAAUUCAGUCCAGCCCACUAUUUGCUGCCUCUCCUGCCCGCUCUGGUAUUCAGCACCAGACAGAACUAUAAAGAUCUAGAAAAGAAGCUAAAAGAAAUCGCUAAGGAGAGAAGCAGCAUUCUCCAUGAGAUGGCAAAGACUUCAAGAGACCUUGUGGGAAUUAAAAGCAACCUUCAGUCUCUCAGAAAUGAAGAAAAAUAUUCCAUAAUUAAUGUUCACAGACUUCUGGAAAUAGGUAAUAAACAAAGAGAACAGUUGAAGUCUCUUCAUGAAACCCUGCAAGUGCAACUUAAAGACGCAAAUGAGAAAGUAGAAAAACAACAAACUACUAUUACUUUUUUAAAGACUGAAUUGGAAAGAAAGAGCAAAAUGAUAAGAGAUCUCCAGAAUGAGAAUAAAAGCCUGAAAAAUAAACUCUUAUCAGGAAACAAGCUGUGUGGUAUCCGUGCAGAAGAGGCAAGAAAAAUUCAAGCCCAGCUAAAGGAGAUUCAUUAUGGAAAGAAGGAUUUAUUAGCAAAGGCCCACAGGCUUAAAGAAUUGGAACAAAAAUUAAUUAUGGCCAAAAAGCAACUAAAUAAAGCAGCUCUUGACAAGGAUUCACAGAUAAAGGCAAUGAAAGAGACUAUUCGACUUUGUCUAUCAACUGUUUUUCAAAAUCCACAGGAAACUAUUACUAUACCCCAAGCAAGUCCUUCUAUGGUACCAUUUUCACAGGCACCCAUUGCUUCUUUGAAAUUAGAGGAGAAGAUAAAUAACAAGUCUCAGCAUGUUUUGGCUGAAAAGAGGGACGACUUGCAAGAAAAGACAUCCAGUGGAGAAAAUCUAAAUGUUACUGCCUGUGAUCCUAAUGAGGGCAGGAACUGCUUAGCGAAUAAAGAUUCUAUACUAAGGAAUGAUUCUCUGCAAAACAACAUUACUAUGCAGAAAUUUGAAAUAGAACCAUGUACUGACUGUGAUGAAGAAAAAGAGCAGGAAAAACGAUUGGUCAGUUUUGAAGAGAGGACAAUCAGAGAAGAGAAAAUACUAUAAAAUCCAAGAUACUAAACUUAAAACAUCCAUUUGCUAUUGUCUUCAUACUCUUUCUAGACCACAGGCUCGAUGGAAAUACUAAGUUUUUAAAGCAUGCAACUUUUUCACAAUUUUAUGUAACUUUAUAAAGUAGUCUAUAAAUUUUCCAAAUAACUGGCCAAUUAUUAUAUUUAAGCAAUAACCUAAUUAAAUGGAUAUGCACAGUCAUAAGAAGUCAUUGUCAUCAGUGAAUUGCCUAGUAUAAUAAAUUGGUCUAUUUUGAACUCAAAGGAACUAAAUACUUAAUUCUGUUGGCUAAUUUGGAGAUAUGGUACUUUUCUGAUCUCUUUUUUUAGAAAUAAGUUGAUAAAGUGUUGAGUCAGCAACUUUAGCAACCCAAUUACAAGCAUAUCAUAAAGGUUUUUGCCUGCAGUUAUUCAAGUUAAUGAGUAACUUUCUUCAAAGUUGGCAUCUGUACUGUCCUGCAUUUAUUGUUUGAGGUACUUAUUGCUAAAUGUAUAAUUAUUGUUAACCAUGCCUAAAUAAUGUCAAUGCAAUUCUGUCAGGGAUUUAGUAAUUUAACAUUUUAUUUAAUAUGUUUAUUAUGAUGCUAAUAAAGCAUCUAGAAACCUUCAAAAUUCCUGAAACUAAAUGACUAGAAUUCUUGGCAUUAUAGACACAUACCUUCUGUUCUAUGAAUUAUUUCAAGGUAGGAAUAAUAUUGUCUGAAAUGAUUUAUAUGACUUUUAGAAUAAAAUAAGGUGAUAAAAUGUGUGAUGAGUAAAUACCAAUACGUAAGCAAGUAAUAAACAUUUUGAAAUGGGGUUUUGAUAAAAAUAAAACAGCCAUUUAAAUCAAUGA